UCCCUUAUAUAUCUCGCGAAGCGUCUUCAUCUCGCACUAGUGUCCACUGUCUACGCCAGUAGUUGACACGCAUCCGCAGCGCCUCGAUAGCAGUCGGCUUGGGCCACAGGCGCCACAGUGUCAUUGGUAUAUCGUCCUAAGCGCUUUUGAACCAUACAUAAGAGCAACUGCUGACCGAGCUUUCCGCCCAGCCCUCUGGUAUCCGGACGUCGCAGCUAAGGCGGGGGGACGUCAUGCUUCCUCAAGAGUUAUGCGACUACAUCGUUGACUUUUGCCACAGCGACGUCGACGCCCUACGCGCUUGUUCGCUUGCCUCGCGUGCAUUGCACCGCUCGAGCAAGUCCCAUAUCUUCCGCGCCAUUACGAUCAACAGCGUCGAUGCUCUCAAUCGCUUCUGCAAGCUCUUGUUCACCUCGCCGGACGUCGCUCCGUUCGUGCAAGAGUUGUUUUUCAACACAUACCGGCACUUCAUGAGACGAGAACCAUUCGUCUGGAUCCAUCACACCGUCGCGCUUCCCGUGCGCCUCAAGCGCCUCAAGACGAUUGGCUUCUCCUACGUCCGAUUCAGUGACCUCGCGGGUUACCCAGUCAUGCCCGCUUUUUAUGAAAAUCUGUCGCGCUACCGGGGUAUCCGGGAGCUCCGGAUCUGCUCGUGCGAUUUCGAGCACAUAGACGCCCUCGCGGACUUCAUUUCGACAUUUGCUCCUCGGAGGGAGCAAGGGCAAGCGUCGCCGUUCGCGCUCAGCCUUGACUGCGUGAGCUGGGGUGUGCCUGCGCGAGUGCUUCCUUCCCGCCUGGACCUCUGCCUCACUUCCUUUACCAUCGUUAAUUACUCGAGAGCCGACCUCGUCGUUUCUUGGCUGCGCCACACGCCAAGCCUCAAGAUACUGCGCGUUGUCACCUUCAAAUGUGUAAUGGGCCGGGAGCUUGAGGUUGUGGGCAAUUUUCUCCGUCAUCUUGGGGAUGUGCUCGAGUACCUGCAGCUCGGGAUAAGGCUCGAUAGUGUCCCACGGCGUGUCGAUGUCCGGACGUGCUUCAACUUGUCUCGCAACGUGUCGCUUCGCUCACUGCAUCUCCGGAUACUUGACUUGGAUCGACAUUUCAUGCCCUGGGUCCCUGCGCUGCUCCUCCAAGUCGCCCAUCUGCCACUGCAAAACCUGACGUUCGACAUCUGGUUGCACAUGCCUGCACAGCUUGACUCGCCGAUAUGGGACGACAUUGAGGCCAUCUUAUCCAGCAAUGGAUUCAAGACGGUCCAGAAUGUUUUGUUCAUCCACCAGGGCGCUUUGGGUUUCGCAGAAACAAGGGAGGCGUUGGAGAAGAGGUUCCCCGCACUCGUGCAGAGACGCAUGUUGACAGUGCGGGACUGUUCGCAGACACUUCGAAUGUGUAAUUGAACCCUGUGUUCAUUCAAGUUUGUCGUGUGUUCUAGUAGACGGCUCACUAUCAUGUUGCGUUU
Rhodofomes roseus is the source of this 1459-nucleotide messenger RNA. RefSeq lists its product as uncharacterized. Bases 234 to 1397 code for a protein of 387 amino acids. The transcript has 3 exons. The record is from RefSeq and is a predicted model, not a curated record. Lineage: Eukaryota; Fungi; Basidiomycota; Agaricomycetes; Polyporales; Fomitopsidaceae.